Coturnix japonica (Japanese quail) is the source of this 3491-nucleotide messenger RNA. RefSeq names its product coiled-coil domain containing 9B (gene CCDC9B). Lineage: Eukaryota; Metazoa; Chordata; Aves; Galliformes; Phasianidae. The record is from RefSeq and is a predicted model, not a curated record.
AGAGAGUGAGAUUGGAGAGGAGGACACAGGCACUCAAAACCCUGUCUGUGCUUGGUAUAUUAGGCAGCCAGCGCUCUUGGCUGGGAGCCCAGACGAGGCUUUUGUAAUCAAAACAUGAUCUUGUAUGCUGUGCAACCAGUGCUGAGAAAGGCCGUCUGAUGGCUCUCCUCUUUUAGCUCUGUGCUGGAAUCUGCCGGGCUCUGCUGCCGAUGUCUGACAUGCACCGAGCGGAUGCCACUGUGGAUGAUGCUGUGCUAAGGAAGAAAGAACAGAAGGAUGUUGAGCUCGAUAAGAAAAUCCUGGCUCUGCGGAAGAAGAAUGAAGCUCUUAUACGAAGAUACCAGGAAAUAGAAGAGGACAAAAAACGAGCUGAGCAGGAGGGAAUGGCUGUUACCUCCAGGAAGCCCAAGCAAGAUGGACUCACUAUUACCAUCACCAAAGCUCACAAUGACAAAAGGGUUGUGAGUGAGAAAAAGAGCCCCGGCCCUGUGAGCACUGGAUUUGGCAUCGGCAGUGAGGAAGAGGAGGAGGAGGAGGAGGAAGCAGAUCAUAUGUUCACAUUCAGAAUGGGGAAGAGGAUGCAGCUAGCUGUUACCAUGGACAACAAAGCUAAGGGCAAACGAAUUGUCAGUGAGAAGCGCACUGAGUGCUUCCCUGGUCCAGGCAGGAUGCCAGACCUGAGUGAAGAAGAAACAGAUCACUUGGUGGCUGUCCGCCGGGGGAGAAGAAUGCAGAUUGCCAUCACCAUGGAUAACAAGGAAAAGAUAGAGGAGAGGAGAACAGUGGAGAAGAGGAGAUCAGACAGUGACAGAGGCCCUGAAAGUGAGCAUGGCCGUAAGGAGGGUGGGAAGUCAGUCCAGAAGUGCCUCGGAGACCUCAGUUUCCCCUUGAGUGGACGGGAACGCUCAGAGUACAUCCGCUGGAAGAGAGAGCGAGAUCAGAUUGACCUGGAGCGACUGGCACGGCACAAGAAUGCAAAGGGCGAGUGGAGGCGGGCUUGGGAUGUGGAGAAGUCAGAGCACAUGUUUGAAGAGGACUUUGUUAAGGAUGGGGAGCCAGCCUUGGAUAAUCCCAGCAAUAAGAAAGGGGGAAGAAAUGCAAGGAAAUUCCAGCACAGGUCCUUUCCUUCCAAUGGGAGAGGUGCAGGACAGCACAGCGUGAAUGUGAGCGAUCCUGGUCCCAAAGCAACGAGCAGCCGAGCCAAAGGAAAGGACAGACUGACGGGCAGAGCCAGAAGGUGGGAUGCAAAAGAAGGCGAGGACACGUCUUUUCUGAAGGAUGAACCUGACAGCCAGAGGAACCUUGGUACAGACAAGCAGAAAAGCAAAGGUGAAGAGGUGGUGGAAGAGAACUGCCCAGCUGAGCUGGAGGAGAAGGUGAAACCAUCAAACCUUCAAGAGCCUGGGAGGCGAAGUGGGAAGGCCUGGCCUGCCCACAGUGGCCAGAAGGAGGAAAGGAGAAGAGUGAAAGGACUCAGCAAGGAGGUCUCUGAGGCCAGCACAGGUGACUUGGAGCUGAGGUCCAAGGCAAGUGAGGAACUUAUUGAGGAAGAUGCCAAUGGGAAGCCUGGCACUGCUGAUAUCCCCCAGGAGAAUGAGAGCACAAAUAGCAGUGCUUCACAAAGUGGCCUUUCAAGUGCUGUGCAAGCCACUAAGCACAACAGUGAGGAGACCUUAUUAUUGCCUGUGGGAGCUGAGUUAGAUGGAGGUGGCUUAGAGAAAAAGACAGCUUCUGAACAGGAAUCAACUGAGGACUCUUCUAACAGUCACGGAGGAAAAAUGGACACAGAUGCAGGAGACAGACUGGAUGCAGAUCAAGGACAGCUGGUGGGAAAAAGAGGGGAGGAAGUGGCCCAAAACACUGCCCUUGAGGGACAAACACUUGCUCUGAAAAGAGUUGAAGAUGCUGAAGACACUCAACACACAGGAGAACCUUUGCCCACAGAGAAAAACAAUUCCAAUGGGACUGUUAUUCCUGAGCAGGAUGUGGCAAAACGACAGUCCAGGGAAGGGGACCAGCCUGAGGAUGGCAAGGACAAGGACAGUGGGGACACUCUCAACUAGCAAAUAAUGCAACAGUCUGUCUGAGAUGGAAGGAUAACGUGCUGAAGGUGGUGGAUGAGAAGAGGAGCACGACGAUAGCCUCACUCUUUGAUCUUCUAUGAAAUCAACUUUCAGCGCCUUCCCUGUGCCCUUCAUCACCCUCAAGCUCAAUUUCAGCAUCAGCCCUUCCUCUCCAUAUGCCAAAGAGCAGGGAAGGCUACCCACACUCCCCACAAGGAAAACACCAUCACUUCUCUUUUUUAUUUAUUUUGCCUAUAUUGUAGCUGUGUGGCAAGCCAAUGAAACAUCUACUGGAUGCACUUUAUUUUGUUUCAUAACUAAUUCUGUUUAAAGUUAAGAUUUUUUCCUUCUGGGCAGCUAACCCACUUCCUCCCCCAGAGGCUGGCAGGGAAGCACAUGUGCCAGUAGGGAGCAGAGGCUGCUGGGCUCUCCAGAGCAGACAAAUGACAAAGCAGAGCAUUAGGAGACAGCAUGAGAUGCUAUGUCGUAGCUCAGUAGGUGGGUGAAGUAGUGGUCAGGGCAGCUCUUAUAAUAGAGAUCUGCGUGUAGUUGAAGUGGUGGUGGGACAUAGAGUUGCAUGGGUCACGGGCACAAAGAGCAUUCUUGGGUUACACUGUGGAGCACAGAUGGUCCUAUAUGGAGCCAGGAGUUGGAUCCUUGUGGGUCCUUUCCAACUUGGGCCGUUUUAUGGUUCUCUGUUGGAAGAACAGCGUUUUUUCCUAUAGGAGGUAGCUGCUUCAUCCAUGAAGCUUGGCAAAGUACUGCUGCCUAAGACCAAGAAGUUCAAAAGCUGCAUUGACUGGGGAUACAGCUUUGUGUUAAGUAAGACAAGGAGCAGAGCAGCACAGAUGCAAUCCCCUCCUCCAGCAGCAAGGAAGGAGCUGGCAGUGAGGAACACAGCCAAACUGGAGUUGAAAGUCAGAGCUUCCUGUCAAGUGCCAACCUUCCUGGUUGUGCCUUUCAAAGCCUUGGGCUUGAAGAAGAGGGCAGCUGCUCCCUUGAAAGCUGCCAAGCAUAACUUUGGAGCAAACCUUAAAAGAUACCUUUCACAUUAAGGAACUGAGUGAGCAUUACAAGCACAAAUGAGGACAAAAAACCCAGCUUGGAUUCCCAAGCAGCUGUAAGGCUUACAGCAAACAGCAACUAUAUGGCUACCUAUUAAGGGGCAGGCAGAAAGCAGGCACAAGUGCUUAGAUUCCUAAGUGACAGAGAAGCAAGGAUAUCACCUUCCCUUUGAAGCACUGCCCUAAAAACCUGAAGCAGUUUCAGGAGUCAACUGCAGGCACGUAUGCAUGGAGAUUUAUUGGAUUUCAUUGCAAGAUGCAUUUGCUAGCUAGAAUGGCAGGCUGCCUUGGUGAUAAGAUUGGCAUAUGUGGUGGACUGAAAUACUGUAUGCUGUUUUAAUAAACUAGUAUUUGCACAUGCAAA